This is a messenger RNA of Toxotes jaculatrix (banded archerfish), 4943 nucleotides long. RefSeq names its product FYVE, RhoGEF and PH domain containing 4a (gene fgd4a). The transcript has 18 exons. Gene Ontology annotation, biological process: cytoskeleton organization; filopodium assembly. The record is from RefSeq and is a predicted model, not a curated record. The coding region runs from base 290 to 2938 and encodes 882 amino acids. Gene Ontology annotation, molecular function: guanyl-nucleotide exchange factor activity; metal ion binding. Gene Ontology annotation, cellular component: cytoplasm. NCBI's taxonomy places the organism in Eukaryota, Metazoa, Chordata, Actinopteri, Toxotidae.
UUUAGCACUAGCUGUUUGUCUUGACCACAUCUUUUCAUACACCUCAUUGUCUCCCUCUACUGUUUCUACCACACGUUCUACCCACCAGCUAGGACACAGCAUGGACUGCCUGGCCGCUGGUUACUGGAGGUCCCGUGAGAGACAUGUUGCCUCUGGUAGGUGAUCCUUACAGACUGGAAAACACAGUGGGGAUGAACACUGUCAGUAAUCCGAUAUAUAUAUGUUAGCAGAAGAUCUUGGGUUGUUUUGUUUUUUUGUUUUUUUCAAAUUAUAAGACACUGGACUGACAAUGAAACGAAGGCGCAAAUACUGGUUUUGGAGCCGGAAAGGUAAAAACUCAAAGAUGUGUCUUCUCUGCUGUUAUGAGAGGAAAGGCAAAGCCGCCUGUUUACAGUCCAGGAACGCUGACGAGGACGCCUGCGUGGCGGUAAAAAUCGAACACUCCAGAGCUCUAGGCAGUAGUCCAGUGUGCGAGCGAAGCAGCCCGCCCAGCGUGCAGGCGUGUCUAAGUCGGGCAAGCGGUGGGACGACUGACAAGAGCAGGAGAGGAGUCAAUGGAAGAGGCCCUGGCAGCAGGCCUCGGCUGCAGUCUAAACCACAAGUGCCUCCAAAGCCACCACAUCUUCAGAGCCCGGUGACGGAGCUGUCGUCCCCACUGGGCCGCAUCCAGAAACCACAGCUUACUAGAAGCAUGGAAGAAAGGGGUGGAGGUGGAGGAGAAGGAGGAGGAGGAGGAGGAGGAAGAGGGGCCAUGAACCGGGAGAGGGUCAGGGACAAACAGUCCAAAGUCUCAGACCUGAUCAGCCGCUUUGAGGAGAACAGCAACACAGAGAACAAGAGAGACGGCUCACCGCUCAAACCUAUCAGCAAGUCAAACAACUGCAGUCCAGCCCACCGCCCCCAGCAGAGGCAGACAGAGACCGGCAGGAUUCAGGAGAACCACUCCUCCGUACCGGCCACGCCACAACAAGAUGACCACAGGCCGGCGGCCAACGGGGUGCUAGCACAGAUGGAGCUGGACAAGGAGAAGGAGGAUAAAGAGUCUGAGAAUGAAUGCGUGAGGAUAGAGACUGCUGGGCUGGUAAAUGGAGAUAUGGGGGGCGGGAGUGCCGAACAGGAUGAGGAUCAUUCACCUCCACAGACGGACAGGACUGACACAGAAAGCCACACUGAGAAUGAGGACAGUGGGACUGCAACAGAAAGUGAGCACAGGAAUGAAGAAGGGAGCUCAGACCAUAAGGAGACGAACGAACAGAAGCUGUUUAAGAUUGCCAGCGAGCUCCUGCAGACAGAGAAGGCCUAUGUAGCCAGACUUAACCUGCUGGACCAGGAAUUCUGUGCUAAGCUUAUGGAGGAGGCUAAUAAAGGAACAUUCCCCGUGGACGUAGUGAAGAACAUAUUCUCUAACAUCUCCUCCAUCAAUGCCUUUCACAGCCAGUUUCUGCUUCCAGAUCUGGAAAAACGCAUGGGACAAUGGGCGUCCACACCUCGUAUCGGGGACAUCCUGCAGAAACUCACACCCUUCCUCAAGAUGUACGCAGAGUAUGUGAAGAAUUUCGACAAGGCCAUGGAGCUGCUGAAACAGUGGACUGACCGUUCGCCUCAAUUCAAGGCCAUCAUUCAGGAGAUACAGAGUCAAGAGGCCUGCGGCUGCCUGACGCUUCAGCAUCACAUGCUAGAGCCUGUGCAGAGAGUCCCUCGAUAUGAGAUGUUGCUUAAAGACUAUCUGAAGAAGCUGCCUCAGGACGACCCUGACCGACGAGACGCAGAAAAAUCAUUAGAAAUCAUUGCCACAGCAGCUACUCACUCCAACAGCGCCAUACGAAAAUCUGACAAUCUGAAGAAACUAAUGGAGAUAUAUGAGAUGCUGGGUGAGGAGGAGGACAUUGUUCACCCCUCUAAUGAGUUCAUCAAAGAGGGCCAUAUCCUGAAGCUGGCAGCCAGGAACACCUCGGCCAUGGAGAGAUACCUCUUCCUGUUCAACAACAUGCUGUUGUACUGCGUACCCAAAUUUAGCCUGGGAGGGACCAAGUACACGGUGAGGACGCGAAUCGGUAUCGAAGGCAUGAAGGUCCUGGAAACGACCAAUGAGGACUACCCUCACACCUUCCAGGUGUCAGGGAAGGAGAGGACACUAGAGCUACAGGCCAGCUCAGAGCAAGACAAGGCAGACUGGAUUAAGGCUUUCCAGCAGACCAUUGAGAUCUUCCAGCAGAAAAACGAGUCGUUCAAGAACGCAUUGAAAGAUGCGGAGGAAGUAUCGAAAGCGGAGCUGGGGAAGCGUGCGCCUCGUUGGAUCCGCGACAAUGAAGUGACAAUGUGCAUGAAGUGUAAAGAGCCUUUCAAUGCUCUGACACGGCGGAGACAUCACUGCAGAGCCUGUGGCUAUGUGGUGUGCUGGAAAUGUUCAGACAAUAAGGCGGCGCUCGAAUACGACAGUAACAAGAUGAACAAAGUCUGCAGAGACUGCUUCUCCAUCCUGACUGGGGAAAGGGUAACCGAGGGCAAGAAGAAGGGCAUCCUGGAGAUCGAGGCUGCUCAGUUCACAGGCAGCAGCAUCAUGUGCGGCUUCCUGCAGUACUGUGAGAAGAACAAACCCUGGCAGAAGGUGUGGUGCGUCAUCCCUGAGAAGGAGUGUCUGGUGCUCUACCUCUACGGAGCUCCGCAGGACGUGAAGGCCCAGUGUACGAUCCCCCUCCUGGGUUAUUCUGUGGACGACAGCGUCCGGCCCACAGACCCUCCAGCCAGCUUCCGUCUCUCUCAGUCCAAGUCCGUCCACAAUUUUUCAGCUGAAACUGAGGAGCUGAAGCAGCGCUGGCUGAAAGUCAUUCGAGUGGCAGUGACAGGUGAGGUGCCAGAGUGCCCUCAACCCAACGGCAACAAUGCAAACAUGAUGGACAACAACAACACACAAGAGGCGGCUACUGACAGCUCAUAAGGCCGUGUUUUCUGCAAGCAAACCGCUGUCAGACUUUUCUGCAAGCUAACUGCUGUGAGGUUGCUCAAGAAAGACAAAGGUUUGCAGAUGUGUACUGCACAAACAAAACACAAACACACACUCUCCAUGAUGUCCUUGAACCUGAAUCUUAAAGUGGAAAAAUCAGUGCUGGAUAAGCUGCCUUUUCUUGCCACUCUCCUGUUCCCCAGUUUCCUCCUGGAUUUUCUCAUAAACCCAACUUCUGAUUCACUGCUAGAGCUGUGCUGGAUUACUAAAGGACAUAUCUGGUACAAUCAACACUAGAGCAGAGGGGCCUCAGGACAGAUCGACUUCCCUCAAACAGGCACUAUUAAGGACAGCUCAAACCCAUUCUUCACGGACCUCUGUCAACUCCUCUUGAGCCAGUGGGAUACCACAGACUAACUCAGCACAGGAAGUGAAUCAAAGCAAAACGGACAGCUCAAACUAUAUCUGCUGGUGCUGUAACUCAGCUCUGUGUACAUGUACAGGAUGUUUUUUUUUUUCUUUUUGAAAAGGAACUGUUGUGUUUUUAAUGUACAGAAAUUAUCCCCCAAACUUUGUUUCUGUAACACAACGAAAACCAUCUAAGUAUGCUAUAAAGUAUUUACAGUAUUUCCUUUUUUCUUUUUUGCUUGAGAAGAUGGUUCCAAAACUGGGACAAUGAUCUUGUGGUUGGAAUAAUGAUGGUCUCGUCUCCCUCUCUCAUCCCUCAGUGAAAAUCAAUCAACAGUCUAAUCAAACUCUGGAUGCACGUUGGCUGAUAUGUCUGUCUGCUCUGCAGUAGAUUGCACCUAUCCUAUAGUGUAUUUUCUAUUAAUUUGCAAAUCAGUGCAGUUCUGAAUAUAUAUAGACAGCUCACCGUAGAAUAAAUAGAUUGUCGUAGAGUUUGUUGAGUCUAAAAAACAAAAACAGCUUCAUAAUGGCCUAUAGGAGUGGGUGAUAUGGAUAAAAUCUUCUCAGCUGUGACAUGGUAAAUUUAUCAGAAAUUCAAUUGAGAAACCAUUUAUGGAUCAGAUAACUAAAUGUGAAUGUCUGUUUUAUUUAAUACCUGUCAAAUCAGCGUGCUUCAUUACAUCAAUGCGACAUUGGUCCUGUAAAUCCAAUGCAACGAUAAGUCAGCUCUCCAAGGCAAGUAAACCGAACUUUAUGUGUAAAAUCUGUGGAGUUACCUUAGUAAAAACACAUAAAAACUGACAAAUCUCUGUGGUCUUACAGUAUCUUACAUCGCUCAACCCUACGGCCCCCGCAGUGCAGUUUGUUUUAAAAUGCCACAUUACAAUCAUGUUUUCCAAUCCAGCAUAGUAAAUGAUGAUCGUCCUUGUUAACAAUAGUCUAACUACACAACAGUCGUGGACCUAAAUUCAUGUAGCGAGAGAUGAGCAGGGAUCCUCAUUAUCUUUGUGUGGCAGUUUUCUAUUUAGAUGCAAAUGCAGCACAAUCACAGAUAAAACAAGCUGGCGCAAGAAAUGUAAAUGUGUUUUUAAAGCUGUAAUUAUUAUUUAAAAGUAAUUUAUAGAGUAUGACGAGCAUGUUAAGUAGCACAAAUUUGUUCCCUCACUGUCCGCUACGAAGUGUAGUAGGUAGAUCUUAUUUUUGUCUGAGAGCAGAUGUUUUUCCACUAACUCAUCAAGCGCGUCACCUCGAUUUAUCCGUGUGUCAACGACCAGUCAUGGGGGGGAAAAUGUGCCUAUAUUCUCCACAGUGAGUGUCUUCAUUCACAUGGUCCCGUUUGCAGAGCUCCCCCUGUACUCGAUGCUGGUGCUUAUCCCUCUGAACUCUUUCCUCUCCUCAGUAUUCAAAUAAAUAUAAAUAAAUAAAUGAAGAGCACAAAACUUCCCUGUCUGUAAGAUCUGAAUGUAUAUCCAGAUUUUUAUGUGUCUUCUCAUCCCCUCCCCAAAGGUUUGAGAAUCUGCGCACUUUACAGUCCUAUAAAGUGUACCUUCAAAGAAAUAAAACAAGAUUAAAUAUGAUUUAUGUGCACCCA